GUCAAAUCACUCAGAGAACUCGCUAUCAUGGCCUGCCUCAAGAACAUCCGUGAUAUCGACAACAUCGGCUUCCUCAGCUAUGAGACUGUCCGCGACAUUCUGGUCAAGAUUGACAAUGCCGCCCAACUCCGACAGAUUGAACUCAACUCACCUCAAAUCGAAGGGCAAACAGCCGAGAUAUGGCUGAAGCUCAUCGAGCGCGAUUUCCCCCUGGAAUCCAAAACCAAGGCAUAUCAGCCAAGGGAUCCCAAGAAAUGGUACAAGGUCUGGGAGAAGUACAAGAAUGAGCACGACACUGCGCUUCAAGAGAGCGAGAACAAACUCAAGUCCGCCCUUGCCGGCCUCCGCCAAGACAAGGAGAAGAACACCAGCAAGAUUGUCAGCGGCAAAGCUCUUCCCAGCUCUGCAAAGUUUGCCAUCAGACGAUAUACCGGUCCCCGCGAAGGCUCUUCCAACGCCCUGACAUUUGGCGGUGGCAGCCGCACAAAGACAGCCAAUGGAGCAAGCGUGAUGCGCAAGGUCCGCCGCGAAGUCAAAGAAAUUGCAAACAUCCACGGCUCCCUUUCACGGCCCAUCAAAGCACCUUCGAAGCGACCUGUCAUGAAGGCUCCAGUGGCCAUGGUCAAUGACCAUAAAAGGGCUGCACAGCCGGCAUAUCGA
Molecule: messenger RNA, 660 nt
Organism: Trichoderma virens Gv29-8
Lineage: Eukaryota; Fungi; Ascomycota; Sordariomycetes; Hypocreales; Hypocreaceae
Exons: 1
Biological process (GO): transcription elongation by RNA polymerase II
Cellular component (GO): elongin complex; nucleus
Source: RefSeq, a predicted model, not a curated record